Podarcis lilfordi (Lilford's wall lizard) is the source of this 25173-nucleotide messenger RNA. The record is from the annotation of a GenBank genome assembly. NCBI's taxonomy places the organism in Eukaryota, Metazoa, Chordata, Lepidosauria, Squamata, Lacertidae.
GCUUGCCCCAUUCCCCUCCGCCCUGCAGCCAGGCUAAGGCUAAGGCUAAGGCCAGGCUCGGGCAGGUGGAGGCGCCUCCGCGGGGGGGGGGGCAGAGGGGGGCCCUCCAGGUGAGCGCGAGGCCCCGGCCCAGGUUGGCUGGGGGGGGGGUCCCGGGGGCGUGGCUUGCGGGUGGGCGUGGCUGGGGCGGGGCUUCUGCGAGGAAAGGCGGUGCUGCUGCUGCUGCUGAGCGGGAAGGAGAAACGGGCGGUCGCUUCCUUCCUCUGCUGGGGGCGGGAAGAGGGCGAGGAAGCGCUUCUCUAUACGGUCGGCUACUCCCCCCCAUCUUUCUCCCCUCAAACUUCCCAGGGUCUCGCUGCCUCUGAGCAUAUACAGAGUACGGCUGAUUCAUUGAGUGGGAAGUGGCGAUAUUGAGAGGAUUUUUGAUGGGGGGGGGCGCAAAAAGUUGAGUUUUGGGGGGGAGAUGGCGCAAUAAGUUGUUGAGCUUUCUUUGGGAGAUGGUGCAAUGGGUUGCUUUUAAUAUGUAAAAAAACAUACAUACAUACAAACCUGGGGGCCGGGCUUUUGCAAGUUUAAGUGUUUCUAUUGCUUUCUAAUACUUUUUUGAGUAUGGGAAAGACUGGGAGGAGUCUCCUCAGGGAAAGCGCACCUGAGCAUGUGCAGAGUGCCUUUUGCUGGUAGCAGUGGUGGUAGCACAACAUGUCUGAGUUCAUGAAUAAGGUUUCUCUAGAGCAGAGGUUUUCAACCUUUUUGGGUCCAUGGUUCCCUUGAGCAAUUGCAUUCUUUCUGCCUCACCCCUGUGGGGCUCAGGGGCCCAGUUAUGUCACCCCUUGCCUGCAGAGCUGGCAGCCUCAGCUACUGGCAACCAGCAACACCUGACCAGCCCCAGAGGCAACAUUUACCUGCAGAGCUUGUGGCCAGGGCUGCUGUAACAAACAGCUGUGCAAUCCUUUGGGAGGCCGAAAUGGCAGAGGGCAUCAGAGGAAAGAGGGACAGAGGUCAGUGUUGCCCACAGCACUCCUGACCAUCAUUCAUGGCACCCUGGGGAUGCCACUGCACACUGGUUGAAAACCACUGUUCUAGAGGACACAAGAGCCUUGGCGUAAGUUUGUAUUUUCUGUUUACAUCAUUUGUACUCUGCUCUGCUGCUAAAAAGGCUCCCAGAGUGGCUUACAUACAGUCAAUUAAAGGAAAGCAGUUCCUGCCAACACUAACAGUUUACAAAAGCAGGACACACAUGGGGAAAGGGACAGGGAGGGAAGUGGAGGGUGGGGAGUCAAACUUCGGAACAAAUUCUUAAAACUGUUGUUCUUGUAAUGACCAGCUUGCAUUGUUCAGGAGUAGGAGGUGUCUGAUGGAACUGGGCCUCCAGCAAAGCUGAUGAAAUGAGCCCUGCUUCCCAUCUUUCCCACUGGCGGAGGACAUUAUAAAGAAAUUAUCCAUCAUUACAACUUACUUUUUCUGUUAAGUAGUUUUAAAUAUGUGUAAAUUGACUGAUGCUGCUGUUAGAAAACGGGACUGCCCAAGUGAUGGAAAACCUGGUAAGAUAUCCUAUAGAUAAAAUUCCUAUUCUGUAUAAAAUGAGGGCCCACAGAGUUAAGAAGGUUGUGAAUAUCUUGAAAGAAAGUAAAGAAACAAAAGCAGACUGUUCUCAUUUGCAAGAUGUUGCUUUUGGGGCCUGUUACUUGAUUAAAGAAACCAAUUAGUCAUAUGCUUAUGAGGAUCUUUCCAUCUCUCUAGAUGAUGAAGUUUUUGCAGCUUUUCGGGCGAUUACGAUCAGUCAUCAUUGGGAUGGUCCAUGUGAAAGCGCUGCCAGGUGAAUGCCUCAUUUUUUAAUUGUUAUUUGAAGCAACAGGAUAGGAGAGAAUAUUAACAGGUGCUAGGGGGAAAUUUAUUAUGGCAAAGAUGUUCUGUGCUUCAAAAAAAGCCAGGCACUGCCAGGUACCUUGGAAUAUGUAAAAGGGAUGCAUGGCUAACUGAUGCUUAGUUAGUUCAGUUAUCCAAAUGAAAUGUGUUUAUGGAUUUCAUACUUCCUAAAAUGUUGCUGUCAGAAAAUCAUAUAUAUUAAUGUGAUUUUAUUAAUGAAUAGUUGUAUUGACUUUGUUCUUUUUAACCUGCAUUUUACUGGGUUAGCCCAAGGCUAUGUAGGACUUGUUCCCAAGAUAGUAUCUUGUUAAAUUAAUAUAAUAUAAAGGAAUAUACAAAACUAGGAUACUUUGCCUGACUUUUAAGUUUAGUGAACCUUUCUACAGCUUCAUUAGAAGAAUAGGCUUUGGACCUUCCCUUCAUAGGCAUGAUGGUGGUGAGAUCAGAGGUAUUUGCUUCCAUUUUUAAUUAAACACAGUUUAGUAACCCUGAACUGUGGUACAUCUUAACUGUGGUCUGUUGAAAUAAGCCAGCUUCCUAAAGGAAGGUCUGAAGUUGGCUUUUUUCAAUAAACCAUAGGUAAGAUCAACCACAAUUCUUCUGAGUUUGGAUGUAAUAUGAGCUGCAGUUAAUAAAAAAAAAUGGAAGCUAAAACUUAGGAUCUCUUCAGAAGAGGAAGGCAGCAUCACUAUGGCCUGUUCCUGUAACUGUGCUUUAUCAUUGUAUCUGAAUAAAUCCUACACAUGUAUUAUUAUUAUUAAUUUUUAAUAUUACCUAUUACAGUCCAUAUGAAGUCCUGCUGUUUAUAUAAGUGCCUUAUUGUUCACUUUUUCAGUUAUGGUACUUAAAUGGUAUUAAUUUGUAAGAAAGCAUUACAAGAGGAUUCUGGAAGGGCUGAUAGCCAAUAUGUGAAAUUUGUUCUUGUCACUGGUUGAUCAUAUGACAAGGAAGGUUAAUUUGUCACUCACCACAGUAUAGAAUAGCAAUAACCUUGACGGCAUCAAAAGCUAGAGUGUGCGUAUGUAUUUGUAUAAGUGUGGUGACAACUCUAUAUUUGCAGGAACCCCAAGGAAUACCUUGCCAUUGCCUCAGAUCAUUGAAGAAGCCUGUCAGGAAGCUGAGAUUUACAAGGCUGCAGGAGUUGUAAGAGCUAUCUCUUCCUUUCUCUUUUGUUUAUUGAAACUUCCUAGUUAAUGUUUUACAUGGUUGAAUGUUGUGCAAAAUUCUGGAUCGAAAUAAAAAGUGGUGAUGGUGCAUUUGAAAUUCAAACAAAAAUUAAUGUUCUGUAUAUAGUCUGAAAUAGCAAUCUGUCAACUUAACUGGAGUGCACAUUUUUAAAUAUAUAUUUAGGUUCCAGUUUCAUUCUUUUGAUGCUUAUUUAUUUAUUUUGAGUACUUAUAAUGCACUCUUCAAUAUUGCCCAGAGUGGGGAACAAUGACACUAGACAAUAAUAAAAACAUACAGAAAAAAUGUAGCAUUAUACAAAAAUUACACAGCACUCUGUUUUCAAGUUGGUUACAGUCUGCCAAUCCCUUUUUCUCUUGGUAUCAAGGAGUUUAAGAUGAAGCAGGUACAAAAGGAGGGCCCAUAUUUCAGUGGCAGAGCUCGGCUUUUGCAUAUAUAAUGCUCCAGGUUCGUCUAGUUAAAGAAUCUUGAGCAAUGGGAGGAAAAUUCCUCUGUCUGGGACCUUGGAGAUCUACUUUUGGUCAAGAGCCAACAAAGUGAGCUCCAUGGACCAAUGGUCAUGCACUCUCUAUAGCACUGCAUGUGUUUAUUAAAUACAUAUCAUAUAUGUUCAAGCUGUCGUCUUUUUAUCAUUCUGGUGCUCACUUCCUGGCUGUUGUAGUUAAGGUUUUUGCAGAGCAGCGUAGCCUAACUUAUUAAAAGGCAAUACAGCAAAUGCAGCUGGCACUUGUCUGUACUGUUGCCCACCCACAACAUCACUGUGAUACAUCUGUCGAUGGAAAGCAGUCUUUUGCUGUGUGUAUUUAGAAGGCAAGACCUGAAAGGCCACUUUGAGCCAGAGGCAACAACAGUCAGGUACCAAUGAAUUUCCAUUGGUCCUCAGGUGUUGCAGUAAUUUCCAUAGGUCAGCAGAUUUUUAACGGGGUGCAUGUCCUUUGAAAAGGUCAGGGUAUGCUUUACACAUUCCAUUGCACCCUGUAUUCCUGUGCUGCUUCACACUUCUCCAUCAACCUGCCUGCAGUGAAUAUAUAAAUUCCUGGCAUGGUGGUGAUGUGAUGCCCUGGUAACCAGCCUUCAAGCAGAACUUAAAUGAACCAUAGUUUUGGUUCUGGUGUUAUUUCUCGACUGAUUUCUUUUUUUUAAUUAGAAACGAUUGGGGUUUGUGUUUUUUUUUUACAAUAAGCAUUCUGUAUGGCUUCAUAAAGUCGCACCUCUUUACAGCCAGAGUCAAGCGAGGGGUCUAAAUUUAGUCUGUCAAAAGACAAAAGGACCGAAGGCCAAAAAAGAAUGGAAGAAAGUUCAAUGGGUGUAUUGAUGGGUGUAUUGAUAAGAGUUGAUGAAGGUAUGUAACAGGAAAGUUUUUGGGACAGGUGGGUAACAGAAAUGGCCUAUAAGGAAGGAUGGGGGAAAUGCAGGAUAAGUCAAAGAUGGGAAUGCAGUAGAUUUACAUGUGGCCUUGAAGUACAGGUGGAGAAAGGGUUAUAUGCUUAGAUAAUACAGUUCUGGCUUACUUUGAGUACUGUGCACAGUGCUGGAGGCAAAACCUCAAAAACAAUAUUGCUAGAGCAGGAGCAGAUUCAGAAGAUGGUGACCCAAUUGAUCAUGAUGCUGAACCACCUCCCUAUUUGGGGGCCUUUUUAGUUUAGAAAAAGAGGCGAGUAAGUGUGGGACAUGAGAGAAGUGUGUAAAAUUAUGCAUGAUAUGGGGGAAGGAAUCCUAGAGAAGUUUUUCUCCCUUCCUCUUGAUGCUACAGGCUGAGGUCAUCCAGUGAAGCUGAAUGUUGGAAGUCUCAGAACAGACAAACUUCACAGAACAGACUUCUUCACAUAGUGCAUAGUUUAAAAUUGGAUUCUCCCUGCCCCAAUCCAGUAUGUUUUAAUGGCCAACAACUUGGAUGACUUAAUUUUUGUCAAUAGCCUGGGUGCAACUAUUUCUUGCACCUUGAGAUGUGAAUCCAAUUAGGUCUGCAAAACGUCUGCCUUCCGUAAGGUCAUUAUUAUAAGUUGUAGAUUUGGGGAGCAGCAACACCACAGUCUCCUCUCCUUGCUCCCUUGUUUCAUUUAACAGCCUUUCUGAUGAAAAGUUCUGGAGAAUUCAAAAGCUGGCUUGCCAUUACAAUUUUUGACUUACUGUGCAUUUUGGAUUUCACCAAACCAUUAUAGACUGUAGCAUUUUAACGCUCAUGCAUUACCACUGAUUUGAGGGGAUCUAUGCUAAUGUGAUUGUUCUAUCCAUUGCUGCCUUUCUUGUAGCUAUAACUCUUCCCUAGCCCCUUAAAAAAAUUUUUUUUGCUGAAACAGUGGAGUAGAAUAGAGAGGAUUACAAGUACAUCUUCCUGUCUCAAAGUGGUAUGCAGACAUGACUGAUGAAAGCAGAUCCGCAGGGUUUUUUUCUAUAUAGAAGGUGGCUUGUUUGAUGCAUUAGUGCUUUUUUAAAAGAACAUAAUAAAUAUGGAAGAUUUAUAAUGUUGGAGCAUAUUAAUGAAAACAAGUGAAUGCUCAGACAUGAUGCCAUCUGUGCUGAAAAAUUGUAGCUGCGAUAUGCUUGUUUUGCCAAACACAAUCAAAAUUGCCAUGACAAGAUUAUAUGCAGUGACAGAUUCCAAGGAGUUUAGAACCCUCUCAAUUUUGCCAUGUUCGGCUUUCAUUUUUACAGAGGACGGGAAAUAUACCAACAUUAUUGCGUUUACUAGAUCACUGAACUUCUUGCCUCAUGCGUGGCCUUUUGUAAAACGUCAGUGUCACUGGAGAGGCUGCACCCUGUAGAUUUUGAUAAUGCCUUUUCUCCUACGUAUCUUCCAUUCUCUUCUAAAUUUUUCAAAUUAUGAAUGGUACAGAGAGAAGUAAAUCUCCCCCCCCCCAUACUAGAAUUCUGGCUACUGAAGAUGCUCAGUACUUAUUUGGCUGUUUUCAGGGAAGUGUGAUUCUCUUAGGGCCAGGUUCUAUUAAGUAGUUGCACUAAUGGAAGCCAGAACAAGUCUUGCUAGUGCAAUAUCACCUCCCUUCCGCCAUGCUCCCCAAUUGAUUCUGGAGGUCUGGAAAACCAACAGAACACACAAGGGGAGGAGAGGGGAGAUUUUUCCAUGGGGCAAGCUAAAAUGUGGAAAGAUCAGAAGAGUGUGGUGUUGACUUCUUCCCUAUUUUUUUAAAAAAAACUUUUGCAAACCUUUGCACACUUAUUCAGGGUUAGGAUCAUUCCAUGUCUAUUUAUGUGGGGAAAUGAAAAUAGUUUUCCUGGACAUUAGAGUACAAGUCCUUGCUCAGCCAUGAAGCUCAGGAUGGGUGACCUUGGGCCCAUCAUAGCCUCUCAGUCUAACCUAAUUCACAGGAGCUGCAUAUACGCUACACAUUUAAGGUGCAUGACUAUCCACAAAGAAUCCUGAGAUCCGCAGGACCCCCUUAGAGCUAUAAUUCCUGCAUUGCAGGGGGUUGGACUGGAUGACCCUCGUGGUCCCUUCUAACUCUACAAUUCUAUUAUUCCAAGUACCCUUCAAUAAAUCCUAUUUGGGAAGCUCCCAGAUGUGAUAGUUUGCUGAUGUGGUUCUUUGGGCUGAUGUGGUUUCUUGCCACAAUGUGUGUGAGGUGUGUGUGUGUGUGUGUGUGUGUGUGUGUGUGUGUGUGCUUGUGCAGGCAUUCAACUUGAAAGCUUUGCCAUUUUUGCUAAGAGUGGAAGCAUUCAGCUUAAAAGAUUUUAUUGUUUUUGCUGGGCUUUGCACUAAUACAGCAUGAACAAAGCACAUUGAUGAAAUCAAUAGCAGAAUAUAGUCACUUGAGGGAAGUAAAAAUGAAAUUAUGUACACCAAGUAAAAAUAUGAGCCAUCUUCAGAUUCCACAGGAAAGGGCUUCAAGAACUCUUUUUUUAACUUGUAUAUGUGCUGCCGAAGUGAGCAAGUCAUUAAUUUGUGCUGUGAAAUGUGUUUAAACCUGCAAAUCGCCAGUUUUCUUUCUGCUUCUUUAGUAAAUUCUGUUAUAUAAUAGAGAGGUGUUGUAUCAUAACAUAAGACAUCCAUGCUAAUUUAGUAAAAACACAAAAAAAUAGUAGAAAGUGAGGGGGUAUGUGCAUACUUUUUAUUUCUGUAAAAAUAUAAAGACGUAUGAGUAGGCAGCUAUGUAAAUUCCGGAAAAUGUGGUAUUUGUUCUUUAAAUUAACAUAUCCUGCAGUUGGAAUUAAUCACCAAUUUGAUAGCAGAAUUGAGUUGUGAGUGGUGGUAUGUGCUAAAAUAUUGAAAACAAACAAAUAUCUGAGAAAAGAAAAAUACGUAGGCUUGAUUGCUGUGGGUGAAUUUUGUUUUCAUUUUUUAUUAGCGCCUGACCCACCCACAAGUGAAGAAAAUACUAGAGCAAUAAAAUGUAAAACCAUAUUGAUUUUUCUAAUGGGUCUAGAGCUAGUAUACACAACUGGCUGUACUCAAAGGAAUCGUGUUCAAGUCUUUUGUUAUUUAUUUAUUAUUUUAAUACGAGAAUUUUUUUAUUUUUACCUAAGUGCCGCCAGAAGACCUUAAAGUCAUUUAAAAAAUAAUAAUGGUCUGCUGUCUAGAAUUUGAGCUGUACUCAGAGGGUGGAGCUACGUGCUCCAAAACACAGAGGAUGCAGUGCUUCGUUUACAGAAUGCAGGAAAAGGCAAAACUUCUCCAUCUAGCAAUUUUGAAUCCAAAAUUUGAGUGACGUUGGUUCCUUGUGGAAGUUACCACUUUGUCAAGGUGGAGCAACAGUGGGCAGUUCAGUGGACAAUGUUGAACAUGCAUUUGGAAUGAAACGUGUGCUCAGCCAGGGAUUGCUUGAAUGGGAAAGAAGGGACGGUACCCAAAAUGAAAGAGGAGAGGCAAAACUGCAAUUAGUAUUAUUAUUAUUAAUAAUUAUUUAUACCCUGCCCAUCUGGCUGGACUUCCCCAGCCACUCUGGGCGACUUCCAACAAAAUACUAAAAUACAGUAAUGCAUCCAACAUUAAAAGCUUCCCUAAACAGGGCUGACUUCAGAUGUCUUCUAAAAGUCUGGUAGUUGUUGUUCUCUUUGACAUCUGGUGGGAGGGCGUUUCACAGGGCGGGCACCACUACCGAGAAGGCCCUCUGCCUGGUUCCCUGUAACUUGGCUUCUCGCAGUGAGGGAACCGCCAGAAGGCCCUCGGCUUCAUAAUUUAAAUAUGGUCCAAGUGGGCAGCUACAGCCUGUAAAAAAACUAGGAACCCCUUCUGCAGCAUGUUCUUGACACAAUCGGAGUGAAUUUGUGGUAGGUUUCUUCUGAGUUAUUGGUUGUUCUGUGAUGCUUCCGCAAUGCUACCAAGUUUUUGCUGUUUGGAGGGGUGACAGCACAACAAAAGUGGAACAAUGUCCCCACUCCACCCCACCCCGUAUGAUUUGAAUUUUGAAUUUGUGGUAUGAAAAGUUAUGGGAGUUAAUCAGGAAGUUACAGGGUAGGUACUGGUUGGAAGUGAAGCAGUAAGACUGCCUCAAAGCUUCCACAUGCACAAAUAGUACUGAAAGACCACCCUGAUAACGUCAUGACCUUGGGGUGGAUCGCAUGGUAUUUCCACCCCUAACCCCAUUAAUCCUCACAAGAGGCCUGUGAGUUUGGUUUGGCUGAGAAAAUAGUGACUUGCUUCUUUUCUUAAUCUCUCAGUAGAAAAACAGGUCAAAAAACAGAACCACCAGCUCUUCUCAACAAGCAUCUCCUCUACUGUCUUCAUUUAAUUCCUUUUGGUUAUCAGAUCCCUCGAUUAUUGCAGUUGAGCCAAGGCCCCCUGUUCUCUUGGGGAAAUUAAGGCUUGACUUGGUGAAAAUGAAAGUUACAAUUUAAUGGCUUUUGCACUUCAGAUUCAUUUGAAAGGGAUAUACUGUAAUUGAGCACAACGUUAAUUUUUUAUGAUUGUUUUACAAAAAUCAUGCUGUUGGGUCAGCAUUUAGCAAGCGGGGGUUUCUACAAGCGGAGUCAUUCUCACUUAAAAUUAUCUUCUGCAGAAGUAUUUGAAGGUGGGCAGGUUUUUUUACACCUUUGUUUGCUGCUAUUAUCUGCAGGGGCCCCCCCAAAACUCUUUAAUGAGCUUGGCUACAUAUACUGGGAAUUUUUAUUGGCAUUGUUAAAGUAGUAUUCCUUCUUACUCCUGCAUGAAUUACUGGGGACGGGGCAUAGGAGGGGUCCCAGCUACCUUACCUCUUGUGAUGGCUCCCUUAGCUAAUUUUUUUUAGAAGGAUAUGACAAAGAUGGGAUUUGGCUCAAGCAAAGUUUGUGCCUUGCAGAUUUAAUAAAAGCUCACCAGUCUUUUCUCCUGUAACUUAAGCACUUUUCUGGCAGUGAAAACUGAGAAGUCUUAGAAUACUGUAUAAGGCUCCAGAUUCUGUGCUAGGAAGGCAGAUUCUGCGCUGUUGUGCAUGACAGCAAUGAAAAUUCCUUGAGCGUUAUCUGCCAGUCUAUCCACUGUAUGCAGAGCCCUCUGUUUAUUUCUGAGCAGCUCUUCUGAUUUUUAAUAGCUCUAUAUUAAUUCCAACAGGAUGGCUUGAUUGUAGAAAAUAUGCAUGAUCGGCCGUACACAGUUGGUGUGGGUGCAGAAAUCACUGCAGCCAUGGCAGUCAUUUGUGCCACUGUGAAACAGACGUGCCCCCAUCUCCCAGUGGGUGUUCAGAUCCUAAGUGCUGCAAACCAAGAUGCUAUAGCAGUCGCUCUUGCUGCUGGUAAGUGAACUGACUUGGGAUUGCUUUUUGUAUUGGCAUUCUGAGACCUAAUCACAGGCUGCUUACCAGAUUUUAUGUACGGUAUAUUAUCAUUUCUAAUUGCAUUUAUAUCCCACCUUUUUUUCUGACGAACUGAAGGUGGUGUAUGUCUUUUCUGCCCUCUCCUCAUUAAUCCCCAGCAACAGUGAGGUAGGCCAGGCUGAGACACAUUGACUAGCCCAGGGUCACCCAGUGAGCUUCAAAGCUGAGUGGGGAUUUGAACCCUGGUCUCCCAGGUCCUAGCCCGACACCCUGACCACUACACCACACGUGCUUGCUCCAGCUCACGUGCUUGCUCCAGCUCACCACACUUUUCUGCAAAGCCAACAUGACUGUUUUAUUCCCUCAGCAGCGUGGUAUUUCCGCAGUCAGGAGGUGGGGGGAAUUGACACUAGUAUACCUGCGGAGUGAAGGAAAAGGUGGACCUCAAGCUGAUGGCAAAGGGUACUAGUAGUAGCGCUUCGUUUUAUACAGGAUGUCUAAAACGGCAUUUCUAACCCAUUUACCUGGAACUAUGCCCCACUGAAUUCGGCAGUACUUCUGAGUCUUCCGCUGCAUAAAAGGAUUUCAUGUGCCUUCCUAUAGCGCAUCCAAGUAUUCUUACCCUUUGCCCAUGAGGAAGACCAAUGGUUGAAGACGCUGGAUAUUCUUCAUAAAAUAAAUCACUUGAGGCGUACCUCUUUUUAGUGGCUUACCUUCUCCCAUUCUCAACUGGCAUAAGCUUACCUACCAACUUUUUCAAAUCCAAGAGAGUGAGGUUUAGGCUGUACACCCCUCAAGUAUGUGUGUCCUAUUCACAAGCCCUAAGGAGGCAUAAUGUUCUCAUUUCCCCAAACCUCCUUCCUUCUCACACAUGAAUUGCUCUCUCUCUCUCUCACACACACACACACUUUUUCAGAGCUAACAAAGGUAUGGCAUUAUGCAUGCACCAGUGCUGAUGCUAAGCUUGGUUAGCUUUGGCCAGGGUGUGCAAAUUGGCUUCUACCCUCUUUGUAAACUGCAGCUAACCAUGGUUAGGCGACGGUAGGAAACUGUGUUGUUCGGGUGGAUAUUUUCUGUGCUGUAGAGUAAAGCACAUUAUAAGUUCUUGUUCCCCAUAACCGUAUUAACACCUGCUUUAUGCCUCUUCGUGAUAAAUAUCCAUUGAUGGCUUCCUUCCAUUUAGUUCUAUAAAAUGGUAUAAGGGAUUAAUUUAAAUCAUUAUCAUUGCUCAUCAAAUUCCAGUUACACCUCAGGAUAUCACGGUAAUCUUCUGUAAUGAACUAUUAUACCUCUGUUGAAUUAAUGAAAUUCACUUAAGAAUAAAUUAAAUUAACCUGAAUUUAAAGAGAAUAACUGUAGGCCAAUGGCUAGUGCCCAUCCUAGGUUUUGGAUUCAAAUUUUAGCUCAUCUAUGCAACCAUUAGGUGUUCUUAUAGUUCACCUUUGGUCACCUUCCUCUGAAAUGGGAACAGUAGUGGCCACCUCCAGUAUUAGAAACUGAGAGAUGAAAGCUAGGAGCUAAAUGGCACCUUAAACCUAGGUUGUGGGCACAACAAUGGAAUGUCUAGGCAUGCUUUUUUAUAACUAGAAUACAAACCUGAAAAUGAAUGAACUUCAGCUAAAAUAUUAUGCUCAUUUUCCACAUGGUCUAGUCCUUACCCUGCCCAUCCCCCUAAUAUUCUUAAGAGGGUUUCUUAUCCGGUCUUCAGAGAGUAGCUGGAAGAGGCAGAAAAAAGUCCUCCUUUCCUUCCACUCUGCAAUUUUGAUCUGAAAUCUUAGGUGCAGAGCUCAGGAACUGCUAGCGCUAAUGAAAUUCCCUGUCGCACAACGCGCCUAGAACAAUGGGAGUUUCGAACGCUGGCCACCUCCAUUCACAGGCUUGUUGAGGAGUUGAUGGAAACCUGCACAGUUACGCACUUAGCAAAUGUCGUGCUUAAGCGGUGUGUACAGUAAGAAUCAUUGUGGGCAUACUGUAACUUGGUUUAUGGGUAAGUUUCAGACAAAAGCACAGAAAUUAUAUUUAAGCAAAAAGUCAAUUUUGUUUAUGGCAUGAGCAUUAAUAAUACAAAUUGCUCUAAUGCAGCCUUGUUUUUGCCUGCUGGAAUGCUCAUAUAAAAGUUUUAGCAUUUCAUUUAUGAUACGUCUGAUUCAAGAAUGAUAGGUGAUUAAUGCUAAAAACAUACAUUACUUUUACACAAUCCCUUUAAUGUAUCUUGAUGCAAACUGUGACAGAUGAAUAGUCUAUUAUAUCUAACAUCUGUUUCCUAGAUUGGCACUACUUUUACAUAUUGCAUUUUAUUUUCAAAAAAAUGAUAAUGCCAUUUUUUUCUACUUCACUGUUGCAGAUGAAUGCUUUAGUUUACUUAAACUACUAGGAUCUUCAGUCAAUAUGCAGAAUUGAUUAGACAGCAGAUAUGUCUUCAUAUUCAGGUGCACUCAAUAAUUUUAACUAUUUCUUCUCCUCUCUCUUUCACAUUCUUCCUAUGAUUUUAGAAAAGGCUACUUAGAACAAUUUUGCCCCUUUUCUGCUUAGGCACAACACUCUAAGCUUCAUUUAUAUUGAAUUAAAUUGGCCGCUGAAUUAUCUUUUCAACUUCAUUCAGAACAGUUUCCUAGAACUUAGAAUUAUAUACAGAUUUCUAGCAAUUCACAUCACCCUUGGAUCCUGACUCUAUGCAUAUUUAGCUAGAAGUAAAUACAACUGAACCCAAGGGACUUACCUCUGAGUAAGCGUGGAUAGGCUCUGGCAGCUGUUAGGCAUGCAUAAGCUGACAAACAUAAUUAUCAGUUCUCUUCACACAGCUUACCACAAACUCAAUUUAGCACAGUCACUAAGGCCCAGUGCAAAUGCUGUUCCAUGAAAGCCAUGGUUUGCUAAUCAGGGGCCAGCUUGGGGGCCAUACACUUCGAUUCUGGCAAAAAGACUUAUCCCCUUUCCUUAUUUUCAUUAUAUCUGCAUUGAUGUUAGCCAUGGAUAAUACUUUAAAAGGCACCCUUCUUAACCAGGGUUUGUAAGCAACUAAGGCUUACAAGUCAGCUGGUUCGUGUUGACUGCCUAGCAUCGGUUGUGGAUGUAACACGAAACCAUGGUUAAAGAUGACAAGGAAGAAAGAGUGGAAUUUGUGUUGAAGUUGAGAGGAGUGUGCAUUCUGAAGGCUGGCUUCUCCGCAGGAGCCCAACGCUACAUUUGCAAGCAGACCUAAGCAGGGGCUGAGGCCAUGACAAAUAUACAGAAAUCAGUCAGUAACGCUGGUUUGGAUUAUUUACCCAAAUAGUGGGAUAACGCACAUCUGUGAGUUACGGCCUUUCCUGCCAACCCACAGGAGACGUACCCACUGUGGUGUCACCUGUGGUGGCAUAUCCCCUGUGGGUUGGCAGGAAGAGCCACAGCUCAGUGCUUUGCAUGUAGGAGGUCCUGGGUUCUAUUUCCAGCACCUCCAAACAGGGCUUGGGAAGGAGAAGUCCUGGAGAGCCACUGCCAGUCAGUUUUGACAAUUCUAACGAGCCAGUGGUCAGACUCAGUGUAAGCAGCUUCAUAUGUUUCUCCUUCUGCCUUUAGACUGAAAUGCAGUGAAUAAACACUUUGUUUAUUCUAAACCACUGAGCCUCUUGGAUUUGCCAAUCGGAAGGUUGGCAGUUCGAAUCCCCACAACGGGGUGAGCUCCCAUUGCUCUGUCCCAGCUCCUGCCAACUUAGCAGUUCGAAAGCAUGCCAAUGCAAGUAGAUAAACAGGUACCGCUGCUAAACGGGAAGCUAAACGGCGUUUCUGUGCACUCUGGUUUCUGUCAUGGUGUCCCGUUGCACCAGAAGUGGUUUAGUCAUGCUGGCCACAUGACCUGGAAAGCAGUCUGUGGACAAACGCCGGCUCCCUCGGCCUGAAAGCGAGAUGAGCACUGCAACCCCAUAGUCGCCUUUGACUGGAAUUAACCAUCCAGAGGUCCUUUACUUCUCAGGGUGGCAUCUCAAAUGGUACUUCAGUCAUCUUUGCCCAAGGCUUUUAUAUUUUUUAAGACAACAGGUUUUUUUUGUAAGUAGAUCUUUACUGAACUGUAAUUUGUUCCUAUAUGCAAAACUGCCAGUUUAAAGGCUGUUUUAAGUGGAGAGCAAAGCCCAUCUUCAUUGCUGUACUGAAGGUUCAAUGUAAAACCACUAGUGUAGUUUGGUGCUUUUGUUUGGUGCGAAACAGACUCCCAGUGCCUUUCCAUAGUUGCAUCUAGUCUUCAUGUGUUUUUAUUUUUUUAUUUUUAAAAUUAUUCAUAUGCAGCCCUCUUAAAAGGUCAGAGCUAUGUAAAAACACCAUGAACAUUUAAAAGCAAUACAGAGUGUUUCUAGAUUACACACACAUUCUGUUUCUCAACUAUUGGAUUCUUCUAGGGCUGUUGAUGGUGACCCUAGACAUACAAAUACAUUGUACCCCUGCUCCUAAAAAAAUAAAAUAAAAUCUGUGCAAAAGCUGAUCUGAAGGAGGUUGAUGGAAGAAAAAUAAGGGUGUAAGGAUGCUGUGAAGAAAUAAGAAUGGAUACUUAACACAAAAUUAACAUCUAAGAGCCAGCAUCCACUUUGAGGGAUCAAUGUUUAUUUUAUUCAUUUAUACAGUUACUUAAAGGCUGCCUUUUGGGACUUAGGCCACUCAAGGCAGUUUUCAUAGUGUAGAAACACAACACACACACACACACACACACACACACACACACACAACAAAACAAAACAAAACAAAACAAAACAACAGCAGCAUUAGCAAUCAUUUUUUAAAAGGCCAAUUAAAUAAAACAAUAUAAAAAUCCUGCUAUCAUGAAGCUAUCUAUCAUCAUAUAGAUCUCCAAGAACAAAAGCCCCAAAUAUAUGGGGUUUUUUAGUUUUAAUGGCCUCAGGUUUGCAGUGGUGGGCCAAAUGCACCCCUAGGGGGAGUGAGUUCCACAGUUUGGGGGCUGGCACAGAAAAGGCCCCGACUCUUACUUAUCCUCACCUACUGACUCUACAAAGUUAACCUUACAUCUCUGCUAAAGAGUUCAGCAUUAUUGUCUGGGGUUUUUUUAUUUGAGGCAUUGCUUUACGGCAGAACAUCUUUCUUUUUUUUAACAUCAAAAAGCAAUUUAUGUCAUUGUCUUGGCAAAAGCUGCAUGCCAUCUUGAUUAUUCCUUCUUUCUGAGGGGGAAUGGCAAGAGUUCUCCCAUGUCUGAAACGGCUCACCAAGCUUUGUUCACAACUGCUUCAUUAUUAACAGGUGUACCAUGUGUUCUUCAGUAGUGCCUAAUUUCAUGUGCGUAGAUCCUGAUUUAAUUAACUACAUCUGUUUGAGGCUGCACAGAAUGAUGCAUAUUAUUGGGUCUCUGGAACAUUUAUGGCGGCGAUAAAGAUACAGGCACUGCCUACACUGCAGCUAUCAUUUUCCCAUCCUCUUGAUAACAUUUGGGAACACUCAGUCCACAAGUCUGGGUUAGAUUGACCCCACCUGAGACCUCAUUGUAUUCUGUAGUAUCUGAUGUAAUAAUUAGCAUUCAUUACAUGAAAGUUAAACCCUCGUCCUUUGCUUUCUGUGCCCUCCUAGCUUCCCUGCUACAAUUCUGCACACCUGACUGGAGCGUGGUGCUAAUAAUACCCCCCAAAAUCACGGAUUUGAUCCCCGUAAGCCAGUAUUUCUAUUUCUUUAGUGGUAUUAUAGGAGUUCUGUCUAUAUAUUGCAGUGGAGUGCAGAAAUAUAUAUGGGCUGAAAGAAUUAAGGAAGCCUAAGGCAAGCAAGCAGUUCGAAAGCACGUCAACAUGCAAGUAGAUAAAUAGGUACCGCUCCGGCAGGAAGGUAAACGGCAUUUCCGUGCGCUGCUCUGGUUCGCCAGAAGCGGCUUAGUCAUGCUGGCCACAUGACUCGGAAGCUGUACACCGGCUCCCUCGGCCAAUAAAGCGAGAUGAGCGCUGCGACCCCAGAGUCGGCCACGACUGGACCUAAUGGUCAGGGGUACCUUUACCUUUAAGGCAAGCAAAGCCAUUUUCAUUUACAAGCUUACAUGUGGCCAUCACAGAGUCAUGAGGUUAAUGACAACAACAAAACGUCGUAACGCUGAAGAAGAAGCAGGAAGGAAGUAGCAAGUUUUUACUCAAGAAGGAAACCAGUAAGGGAACAAGUUGCCUUCAUCGACCCCUUCUGGUUCUUGUAACUUAUUGCAAACAUUAUUGCUUUACUCUGGACAGGUAAAGCAGUGUGUGUGUGUGUGUGUGUGUGUGUGUGUGUUUGUGUGUGUGUGUGUAUAGAAAGUGCCAGAUUUUAUGUUCAGUUAAAGAUCUGGUAACAAGACUGGGAAAAGUAAUUUGUCUGAAACCUUGGAGGGGCACCGCCAAUCGGAUUGGAUGAUACUGGGCAUAGGAACCAAUAGUUUUGAUUAUUGUAUAAAAUAGUUCCUUAGAUUUCAGGGCAAAAUUCAUGACUUUAAGGGAGAACCUGGCAUCAUAGUGACUGGUGGUGGAAUUGUCUUUUCUAGAGGCAGAAACAGAGCUGCAGAACUAGCACCCAUAUUAUCCUUAGUACACACUGUUAGAGGAGUGCAUCGGCUAAAUGGUUGGAUUAAUUUAAUCGCAUCUUGUUCUGGGAGGCAGAAUUGACUAGGUGGCCCCAUAAGGCAAGAGUGGGAAGCCCUUUCCAGCCCAAGGGCCACAUUUCCUUCUAGAUCACCUUUCAGGGACCACAUACUAGUGUUGCAUAUUUGGUAGGGCCAAAGGCAAAAGUUGGUAGAGCAAGAGAUUUAAAUUUUUCCCUUUACACCCCUCUCUGCCCUCCAUUCAGGCAAGAAAGGGGGCAUGAUCAGAACUCAGUGACACAUUCCUGCCACACAAAGAAGGACUACCGAGGGGUGUGGACUGGAGAGAGUUCUGAGAGCCAAAAAAGGGGUCCUGGAAGGCUGCAUUUUAGCCCUAGACCUGAUGUUGAGCACCCUGCUCUUAAAGGAACUGGGGUCCAUCCCAGAAGACCCAAAAUGCACAGCCCCUUGAUGAAGAGACUUUUGAUUAAGGUUCUUGCUUUUUCCAAGGUACUGUACUUGAUGACUUACGAAUCAAUGAAUUGUAAUGGGGGAUCAAAUCAGGGCAUCAAUGUUCCAAGACACAGCGACUUGCAAACAGUCACCUAGCAAACAUCACAGCCGAGCGGUGAUUUAAUUUUGGAUCUCCUGUGUACACACUCUGUGUGCUAAUGGACCACUGACCUUUCGUAAUGUAUCCCAUUUCGUGCUGGGAUACAUCUGGUAAGUGACCGUGAUUUACAGUUCCUGCCUGGCCCUCAGUCAGCUUUAUCACAGUAUUCUUGUCAUUUGCAGGUCUUGACUUCAUUCGAGCGGAAGGCUUUGUUUUUUCUCACGUGGCCGAUGAAGGGAUUCUGAAUGCCUGUGCUGGCAACUUGCUCAGAUACCGGAAGCAAAUUGGAGCAGAACACAUUCAGGUUUUUGCUGACGUGAAAAAGAAACACAGGUAAUUAGGGUUCACGCCAAAAUGUGUUAGAAACCUAUACUUGCCAAACAUGUGCUGUCAGUGAGUCGGCUUUUGCCUGCAUUAAAUUUGUAUGGUUACCACUUACAAGUGACAGAAGCCCCAAGUUUUACAACUGAGUCUUCCACCAGUAGACCAUUGGCUCUGUUAUUGCAGCUACAUAUAUUCUCACUCCCAACUUAGCCUUUUAAUGUAGUGAGAAUUUGGGGGAUUUUACCACUUGGAGGAAUGCAUAGUGCUCAGGUUGUGCUUGCCACUAUUAUGGGCCACUAUUAUGAUUAACAAUAGUAAUUGCAUUUGUUACUUGUUGAAUGAUUGUAUUUCUCACAGACGGACCCUAAGGCAACUUGCAUUAAAAAUUAAUGCUUGAUCCAGCAGGCUCUUCUUAAGUCCUUAAGCAUUCUGGGAUAUAAUCUGGGAAUGUGUGGACUAAAAAUAUUUGCUAUAUAAUUACAACUGGAGAGAUUGAAUGUCUGAACACCAGCUACACUGAUGUGAGUGUAGAAUGUCAUUUGUGAGUGAUAUGCUCACUUCCUUGAUUUAUUACAUUAUGAUGGUGCUGGAAAGCUGGCCCUCCACUUCAUGGUGGUAGAGGUGGUGGUGGUGGUGGGGAGCUUCAAUAACUUGGUAUGGCUGCCAAAAGUAAACAGGUUGGGUUUCUGUUGUUGGCAGUUCUCACGCUCUGACAGCUGAUGUCAGUGUAGCAGAGACGGCUAAGGCUGCUGAAUUCUUUCUGGCUGACGGGGUCAUAUUGACUGGAGCUGCCACUGGAUUGGAGGCAGAUCCCAAAGAACUGGAAGGUGGUAUGAUUAUGACGAUUAUAUUUCUUGUAUUUACUUAUGUCCUUACUUUCCCCCAGACUCAAGGCAGCUUACAGAUAAAAUAGAGCAUUCAAAAUGCAAAAAGCUGAAAAAGCACACAAAAGAGCAUCAUUAAAAAGUAAUUAAACUACAAUGGAAUUAAAACAUUGUAAAAACAAAUUAUUAAAAUAUAGAUAAUGAAAAGAAUAAAAGCAUCACAGUGCUAUUAAAAGCCCUUUCCUGGAAGAAGAGGAAGAAAAGUUAGUUUCGAAAGGCCUGUUGGAAUAAAACAAUCUUUAGCUGCCAGUGGAAGAAUGAGAUGAAGGGAGCCCAGUCUAGCUUCUCCGGAAUGGGAGUCCCAAAAUCUGGGAUCAGCCGCCAAGAAGCCUGCAAAGGCACAUGAAGUAUACAGAUUCACUAUUGCUAGAGAGAUAGUGUUCCCUUUGCUCGAUUAUGAACUUGGAUGAACCCUGGAAAACCAAACAUGACUCAAAAUUCUAUUGAGAUAUUGCUUGCUUACAUACAUUGUAUUGUUAUUUUUUUAAAUCAGUGCGUGCAGAUUUGUUUGUUUCAAUCAUGACAUGUGUCCAUUGUUUUAGCUCUUACACAGUAUAAUGCAAUUGGACAUCAUUUUCUCCAAUGUAAAGGGUAUAUGUUACCAGUAGUAUCCUUUCUCUAACCACUUGUGGCAAAUGUUUCAGUUCCUGUCAGGUAUAAGUAGCUGUCAUAUUAAGCAGCUAGCCAGGAAAGUGGAUAUGUACAUACAUAUUUCUCAUUUCUCUUAAUUAAAAAAAAGAAAAGACGGAAAGUCUUGCUUUUUGAUAGCUGUUGCUCAUGAAUGAUGACAUUCUUCAUAACCUUUCUUAAAAGGUUAUUUCUAAUGAAGGUAAAUUAAAAACACAACUCUUAACAUGGCAAGAAAUAGGAGAUUGCACUUGGGUCUGACAUUCCAGCAGGAAGAACAACAUCUGACAAAGUGGAGUAUAAAUAAUAGUGACUGGACACCAGUGGGAGUUUGAUUUUGCUAGCUGGUUCCAAAUGCUUGAUGUAUGUCCUAGGAGAAAGUAGCUGGAGCAAUUAAGUACCUGAUAGGUUUGGGGGCAAAGAUGCUAUCCCUGAUGUCCUUACUUCAAAUAGGCAAAAUAGUCUGUUUUGAUCUCCGAUUAGUUCAUUGAUUCACGAGUCAGCAAUGACAACCUCUUGAAAUAAGGAAGAGUCCUAUAUAUAUCAUUAUUUGUCAAAGGUCUCCGGUCUUCUGAAAUGGGCACUUGUUCCUUUAAGAAGGCUGUCUAGCCAACUCUGCCACCAAGGGCAAGAUCCAACCUAACUAAUCCAGCCAUUUAUCCAAUCUGUUCUUCAAGACUCCCACUGAUUUAAAAACAACAACAUCAGAAGAGCCUUCUGGAUCAGGCUAAUGGCCCAUCUGGUCCAGCAUCCUGUUCUCACAGUGGCCAACCAGAUGCCCUAUUGAGAAGCCUGCAAGCUGCGCAUGAGGAUGAUAGCGUUGUGCUCACCUGCGGUUGCUUCCCAGCAGCUGGUGUUCAGAGUCAUACUGCCACAACUUUAGGCAAUACGUUCUAGUGCUCCAGUGCUCUGCCACAUUCUUCCUUCUAUAUAGCUCAAAUCUUCUCAGCUUCAGUUUAAGCCACUUUCCGCUUUAAUAAGUUUAUAUCUACACCAUACAUUUAAGUAACUCUUAUGCCACUUUAACCACCACAGAGAAUCCUGGGGACUGAAGCUUUGUGUGGUCAGCACCCUUUACAACAGGCACCCCCAAACUCGGCCCUUCAAAUGUUUUGGGACUACAACUCCCAUCAUCCCUAGCUAACAGGACCAGUGGUCAGGGAUGAUGGGAGUUGUAGUCCCAAAACAUCUGGAGGGCUGAGUUUGGGGAUGCCUGCUUUACAAGCUACAGUCACCAGGACCCUUUGGUGGAAGCCAUGACUGUUAAAAGUGGUGCAAAAUAGCCUGAUGUCUCCAAAACCAAAGUUUUUUUGGACUUGCAGUAGCUACAGAAAUGUAGUCUUGGCCAACUUACUGUCUACUUUCUUAACCUAGUUGCCUUUUACCAUCUAAAGUGUUAGAAAUGCUGUGAAAUUCUGCAGGGUGGUAUUCAAGGAAUGUCAUCUGUAAUAUGUCUAACAGGCACGAUUUCUUCAAAUGGGAGAUUGUUGCUGUUAUUGCUAUUUCCUUGGUGUAGAGUUCAGAUGUUUCAAGCACAGAAUAUAAUCAAUGCCGACAGUUUUUUACUUCCCUUUUGAGGGGGGUUAAUGGAAGGGAUGACCCAGGUGGCACAAUGGAUCAAUGUGUCUGGCUGUUAGCCUGAAGGCUGGUAUUUCGAGCCCACCCAAGAACAGCUGUGGACAGGAUUCAUGUGUUGCAGGGGGUUGGACUAGAUGACCCUUGGGGUACCUUCCAACUCUACAAUUCUGUGAUUCCAAGAAAACAAUACAUCAAAGGUUUCUGCGACACACCUACACGGGGUGUGGAUUCUUUGCUGUAAUUGCUCCUGAGUGUUUACUCAGUGGCACUUGUGGCCUCACAGGUAGCUAGCAUAGCUCAUUCUAGUGCAGCAAUUCUGAAUGGUGAAAACGAAGCAAACAAGCUUUGUGUUUGUGUGUGAGAGAGAGAGAGACAGACAGACAGACAGACAGACAGACAGAUAGAGGGAGAGAGUGCUUGUCUAUCUUCUAAUGGAGAUCUAUGACAGCAAAUUGAGCCUGUCUCUGCCACUGGAACCCUGCUGCUGCUUAAGUGUAGACACAAUUGGAUUCCUUUCAUCAUAUUACAAAAUAAACCCAUUGACAGCUUAAGCCAAUUUGUGUUUUGAUCUGAUCACUUGUCUCUUUGAAAGCUGAACUGAAAAGGGAGGAGAGUGAGAUUAUAUCACAUUUGCUUCCAGCAUUGCUAUGCUUCUCUUUUUUUGAUGUUGGUCAUAGGAAGUGGGAGUUGUAUGCCUUGUUGCUGUGUUUGCCGGCUCUUUCGAAUUAAUGGAGCAAUUAAAAAAAAAAAAAGACAGUGUGCUACACGGCAGUUUAAUGACAGCAUUUCGUAUGGUGCAGUGGUUACUGAAUACAUCUUGAUAUAAAGAGGAAUGUUAACAUUUAACAAGUUAGCCCAGGAAUAGAGAAAGGCGGAAGUAAUGGAGCAGACCAGCAAGAGCAGGCAUAGGUAAACUCAGCCCUCCAGAUGUUUUGGGACUACAACUCCCAUCAUCCCUAGCUAACAGGACCAGUGGUCAGAGAUGAUGGGAAUUGUAGUCUCAAAACAUCUGGAAGGCCAAGUUUGCUAUGCCUGAGCAAGAGGCAGAUUGCAGAGGGACUCUUAGCUCUGCUAAAGACUGCUCAUAGGAGUGAGGAGUAAUCUUCAACCCAUGGGCUUAAUUAGGUCCGCCAGGCCUUGUAGGUUGGUCUCCCUGGCUGUUUUGAGUGAACUACAGCCAUCUUUCACAUGCUUGACAUCAUGUAACAUUGGGUGCUGGCAAGUUCACCCUGAGGCUGCAUAGAAAGACUCGUAUGUAUGCUCCCAAUCUGAUGUUUUUGUUUUUAUUUGGCACAUUUCUCUGCCGUCCUGCGUGGCAACAGAAAAAGGUGCCUGAAAAAAACAACCACUUGGCUGCAAAGGAAUAAAUUGGAGCACACUUUAGAGUGUAGUCCAGAUUCUUUCUUUGCAGCCAUAGCUUGAACUCAAUCAGAGUAUGCCGAGGAAGAAGCUUGAGCUUUGCAUCCCUUGACAUGGCAGGUGGACAGCCUUGCCAUCCAGUCAAUGGAGCCUAUGGAGGGUUGGCCACUUCUGGGUCUGGCCCUUGGACUGGAUCCCUUUCUCUAGCACUGGGCUACUUGAGACCAACUUCAGCAAAGUUUUUGCUGUUGAUGAAGCAAGGUCAAAAGCCCUAGCGCCUCCUGGUAUUUAUGCCUAGAGAAACCAAAUGUUGUUUGCUAUCAGAGCAGCUGAAGUGAGGACACUGAGUCAUGGAUGGUGGAUAGGUGUUGUUCAUUCAAAAGCUCCCCCUAGUGCUUUAUUCAUUGUGUUCUGAGUUCAUAAUAGAGAAGGACUUUCCUUAGAACGCACUUCUAUUUCCUGGUUUGAAUGUACAUAUUCCGCUUAAUAAACUGUGCCUGCCACAAACCCUUGUGCUUCCCAUUCCCCAAUUUGGACGUUACAGGAAACCAUGGCCAUAUGAAGAUUUUCUGGGUUAAUCACAACAUAGUGGUCAGGAAACCAACAAGUCAGAACCUUAAACCACGGAGUGAAGUUGGUUUAAGGUUCUGUUUGGUUUUUGCUUUUGUUUGUCCCAGGAACCACAGUUUAGUGGUUUGGAAGUCAUAGGCAAUUGUGAUUGAUUGCUCCAAAGGUCCAAGGAAGGAUGGAAUGGCAGCAGGAUGUAGCAUGUGGGCAAAAGCCUCAUGUAUUUCUUAAGAAGAUGUAUGAUAAAUACAUUUGAACUGCACCUAUGUCUCUUAAACCUUAGAAGUAUGUGAAGCUGGCCACCGUAUGUGGCCAUUGCCACAACUUGCCUUCAUUUAUAAGGAUUUUUAAAUCAAUUUCCCUUCUUAAUUUUCUCCAGAAGUUGGAUGUGCUGUGAAGAUACCAGUGCUGGUUGGAUCUGGAGUGACUCUGGAAAACUUGAAGAACUACUUGGGUGCAAAUGCCUUGAUCGUUGGUUCAUAUUUCAAGAAAGCAAGCUAUUGGGCAAAUAACAUUGACCCAGAUCGUGUGAAGCGGUUCAUGGAUUACACUGCUGCACUGAGAGUGUGACAUUGUUGGAUCCUACGGUAAUCAUACACAGCCCUUAUGCCACUGUAUCCUUUAGUCCCAGCACUUUAUCUUGUAACUUGAAGUCUUUGGUUUGGGUCCUACCCUCUGGAGCAGGAAAAAACAAGCUUGCUCCAUCUUCCAUGUGACAGCCCUUUAGAUAUUUGAAGAUGCUUGUCAUAUUUCCUCUGUCACCUCUUAUCCAGGUUAAACAUACCCAACUCCCUCAACUGGUCCUCAUAAGGCUUGGUUGGCAGACCCUUGAUCAUCGUGGUGACUCUCCUCUACGCAGCUUCCAGCUUGUCAAUAUGUUUCUUAAAUUGUGGCCAAAACAGGACACAGCACUCCAGGUGUGAUCUGACCAUAGCACAAUAGAGUGGGACUAUUACUUCCCUUGAUCUGGACACUAUAAUUCUGUUAAUGCAGCCUAGAAUAGCAUUAGCUAUUUUUGUUGCUGUAUCACACUGUUAACUCAUGUUGAGUUUCUGUUCUACUAAGUCCCCCUGUAUGCUUUUCACAUAUACUACUGGCAAGCCGGGUGUCCUCCAUCUUAUAUUUGUGCAGCUGGUUAUUCCUGCCUGAGCGUAGAACUCUACAUUUGUCCCUAUUGAAAUUCAUUUUGUUAAUUUGGGGCCAGUUCUUUAAUCUGUUAAGGUGCUCUUGAAUCCUGAUUCUGUCUUCUGCACCAUUAGCUACCCCUCCCAGUUUGGUGUCAUCUGCAAAUUUGAUGGAAAACCCCUCAAUUGCUUCAUCAAAGUCAUUUAUAAAGACGUUAAACAACAAUGGGCCCAGGACAGAACCCUGCAGCACCCCACUUGCCACUUUUUCCCAUGGUGAUGAGGAACCAGUAGUAAGCACUCUUUGGGUUUGGUCAGUCAACCAGCUACAAAUCCACCUAACAAUUACCUCAUCCAACCCACAUUUUACCAGCUUCUCUGCAAGAAUACCAUGGGAGACUUAAAGUUUUAUAGAACAUAUUUUACAGAAAACUUACAAGUCUGUUACGGAAUUUCUUGAAGCACCGGUUAAAGGGGAUCCUGUGUUGGACUCCAAAUCCCAUCAUUCCUGACCACUGACUGUGCUGGCUUAGGGCUGGUGGGAGAGGGAGAGUCUUAACAAUAUCUUGAGGGCCACAAGUUAGCCACCUUUGCUGUAAGACCAGGAAGAAGUUCUAAGUCUGAAGUCUCUCCCCAUCCCACCCCUGCUGCCCCAAAGCAGUCCAAAUGUUUCCUUUGUCAUGCUACAUUUUCCCCCUAAUGAAAUCAACACUAGCUUCAAAGGCACACUUUUAGAUUUCCCUGCCAUUAGAACCCAAGACAUUAGCUAAUAAAACAGCAUAAUGUUUUUCAAGUGUUAUAAACACAAUUCUAGGAAGCCAUUUAGAAACUGCAUUAAGAGACACCGAUAAUGACUGUUUAGGAGUGGUGAUAGUUGUGAGGUGGGUUGUGUGUGUGUGUGUGUGUGUGUGUGUGUGUGUGUUUGUUUCUUUUUACAAAUACUGACUUGCUAGAAGUCACAUUCAUUCAUUACUGGGAAGGUGAAGCUAUAAUGUGUUACUGCAGUGAUGCACGUUAACAAGGGGGGGGGGGGGAAUAAGAUUACUCGAUUCGCUCCUUUAUACUCAUCUAAUUCAAAGUGUAAUCAUUGCUGGUGCUGUUGGAGCUGUGUCCAGACAAAACUGCUCGUGUGGAAGCCCAGCAUCUUAACCAUUGCUGGUUAUUUGCAGUAAUUACUGCCAACUGUGCCAGGGUCCCAGUGUUGUGCCCAUACUGCAGCUGCAACAUACGAAGUACAGCUAAAUUGCUCAUCGCUUGAUGACUCUCUGCUGAAUGUGCAGCACUGAGGUGGGCUUUAUCACCGAUGGCACCAGUCUUGUAGAAUGACCUCCCUGUUGAAAUGCGAAGAGGCCCCAUCAUUAUUGGCAUUCUGCCGGCUCUUGAAGAGCACACCUGUUUAGGCAGGUAUUCCCCUGAACUUGAGAUCUAAUUAUGUGGUUUUUAACUGUUCUAAUUAUUAGAAAUUUUAACUGGCUUGUUUUCUUGCCUUUUUAAACCAUGGAAGCUUUUGUUGCCUUGAUUGAAUUGGUUUAUUGUGAAUUUUAAUAGCUUACGGAUUUUAUAAUUGAGUUUAUACUUGUAAACUGCUUGGAUGGCAUAUAGGCAGUAUAUACUUUAAUUAAUAAAUAAAUAAAUUAGAUGCUAAAUAAUCAUUUGUAAACUGUCUUUGGUGAAAAGUGUGCUUGAGAUGUUGUCUCAUAUAUAUUUUCCCUCCUUGUAUAGUUGCUGUUUCACAUGCACAGCUCAACACGAGUUAUGGCAGGCCUUUUGUAAUAAAUGCAUGCAUGUCUAAGCUCAGUCUUUCAGAGUGUUUUCAAGAUGGGCCAUUCUACAAUCUGGUAUGUUCCUUGAG